Plasmodium coatneyi is the source of this 1695-nucleotide messenger RNA. Its product is annotated as KIR protein. Lineage: Eukaryota; Apicomplexa; Aconoidasida; Haemosporida; Plasmodiidae. The record is from RefSeq and is a predicted model, not a curated record. The transcript has 2 exons. Bases 1 to 1695 code for a protein of 564 amino acids.
AUGGCAGGGGAUACAUUAUUAGUGGGACAAGUAGCUGAUAUGUUACCCUCAGAGGGAACAUAUGCCCUAUUCAAGGAACCCAGUGAGUGCCGCAGGAGAGCCAAUGCCCCGGAGUGUAACACAGAAUUAAUAAAGGAUGUGGGGACUGCAUUAAAGGCACUCCAAAUUAAGGAUAAAGACUUGCCCAGUCACAUUGUGCAGAACUGGCAUUAUGCAUGUACAACCAAGGAGGGUGGCUCCCCGUACUAUGAUCUCUGUUAUUUUUUUUACUAUUGGUUGGGUACUCAAGUGAAGGAAAAAAUGACCGAGAAUUAUGAUUUUAAGUAUGCCAUGGAAGGGGCUUACCACCAUCUGAAGAGUACUAAUUGUGAUAAUAAAUGCACUAAUAUAUAUAGGGAUAUUAGCGAUGCCUUCUUCAAGAAGAGUAAAGAACUGUUCGAUUACAAUUAUAAUUAUAAAAUCCUAACACAGGGAGGAAGUAGUAAUAAAUGUUCCUUGUAUGAGAAAUUAAGCACGACAUUAGCGAAAGCGAGGGAUGAAUAUUCGUGGUUAGGGCGUAUAUGUGGUAGUGAGGAUAGUUCUAAUUCAUAUUGUGCAAAAUUUCAGGGAGGAAAUGGGGGGUGGGAAUAUCAGGAGCCGAACGCAUUAGCAGAAGUACCAUGUGAAGAAGAAGACACCUUCGAAGACGACACCGAAGAUGAUCUGGACGAAGACGACCUCGACGAGGAAGACGACGAAGAUGACGUCGAAAAAAAGGAGGACAAACUAACAGCGACGGAGGAACAGGAAUUGAAGAGUUCAGGUUUAGGGAAGGAGUAUGGAUAUUUAGGUGAUAGUAGGGAGACCGACUGUGUUUCUUACAAUAGUUACCCUCUAGAAAGUAUAAAAGAAAAAGUAGAGAGUGUGUUGGGGAGUAAUCACAUUAGUGAGGACUAUGCAGAAAAAAUAGUGACUGCCUGGUGUUUCGCACAUUGGAAAAAGGAGGCUAGGAGUUCUGCUGACAGUGAUUGGUGCUACUAUUUUUACUACUGGUUAGGAACAAAAGUGUGGGAAAGGGUGAUGGACAAAAAUGAGUUCUUUACGACUAUGGACCAAAUAUACCAACACCUACGGGGCUCUAAUACUGAUGGUAAGUGCAAUCAUAUGUAUAAAAAAAUAAAGAAAUCGGACUUCAAACGAAUGGAAAAAAUAUUUGAUUACUACAAGGACCAUCAGCUUAUAAAGCAUGAACUGAAUAAGUAUGGGAACGACAACCAUUGCAAAUUAGCAUACUCCAAAUACUUAAAAGAAGCUCUUAAAGCUUAUGAAAAAAUAAAAUCUAAAUGCCCAGAGGGUGGUACUACACAUCCUUAUUGUAACGACUUCAACACAAAAUAUAAACAACAGUUGUAUGAUGAACUGCAACAAUUGGCCAAAUGUAAAGUUGUGGACGAUGCCACAAAGCCUACUAAUCUUGUAGCACAUGGACCGCAACCCGAUGUAAAGGAUAUGGGGCCCAAACCCCCUUCAGAACCUGAAUUAAGGGUCACGGAACAAUCUGCUACAUUAGAUCAUGGAAGAGGGGGUGGUGGUGGUCACACCACUGCUACUGCUACUGAUGAUAGUGGCGUUGUACCUGGUGUCACUUCUGCAUUAGGAGUAGUAGCAGUUCCAUUCAUCACAUUCCUUUUAUAUAAAGUAAGUAUACAAUUAUAA